Messenger RNA from Mercurialis annua (annual mercury), 1798 nucleotides. RefSeq lists its product as uncharacterized. NCBI's taxonomy places the organism in Eukaryota, Viridiplantae, Streptophyta, Magnoliopsida, Malpighiales, Euphorbiaceae. The transcript is spliced from 6 exons. Gene Ontology annotation, molecular function: L-serine hydro-lyase (adding indole, L-tryptophan-forming) activity; tryptophan synthase activity; pyridoxal phosphate binding. Bases 131 to 1636 code for a protein of 501 amino acids. The record is from RefSeq and is a predicted model, not a curated record. Gene Ontology annotation, biological process: L-tryptophan biosynthetic process.
CAAGCAUAAACUGAAAAUAUUGUGUUUCGCCACGAUGCAUAUAAAAUACGCAACACUAGAAAAAUAAGAUGGUCAACUUUCUUAUAAAGCAAAGCAACACUUGAGCAACUUCGAAGGAGAAGCUUCAAAAAUGGCCGCCUUUUCCUGUAUCUCUGCAAGCCCAGUUCGCAUUGCAGACCCAUCAAGCAUCUGCAUCCAAGGCAAGAAGCAAUGGCUUGGGUGUUUACCACUGAAAGUAAAGCCAAUUUCUUCAAAUGGAUUUAGAGCAAGAGCAAAAGCUUCUUUAAAUGGUGAUCUGAAAGGGAUUGAAAUUCCUCACCAGUGGUACAAUAUCAUUUCGGAUCUUCCUGUUAAACCUCCUCCACCACUGCAUCCUAAAACUUAUGAGCCAGUUAAACCAGAGGAUUUAGCUCCUCUGUUUCCUGAUGAGUUAAUCAAGCAGGAAGCAAGCAAUGAAAAAUUCAUAGAUAUUCCUGAAGAGGUUCUUGAUAUUUACAAGCUUUGGCGGCCAACGCCUUUGAUUAGGGCCAAGAGGUUGGAGAAACUCCUGAACACACCAGCUAGAAUUUACUAUAAAUAUGAAGGUGUCAGCCCAGCUGGAUCACACAAACCCAACUCUGCGGUCCCUCAAGUUUUCUACAACGCGCAACAAGGUAUCAAGAAGGUGGUGACGGAAACCGGUGCUGGCCAAUGGGGAAGCUCAUUGGCCUUUGCUUGCAGCUUAUUUGGCCUUAGCUGUGAGGUUUGGCAAGUUCGUGCGUCCUAUGAUCAGAAACCAUAUCGUAGAUUGAUGAUGGAAACUUGGGGAGCAAAAGUACAUCCAUCUCCAUCACGCUUUACUGCCGCGGGUAGGGAAAUUCUCCAGAAGUAUCCUUCAAGCCCAGGAAGUUUAGGAAUUGCUAUUUCAGAAGCUGUGGAGGUUGCAGCUGCAAAUGCUGAUACUAAGUAUUGCCUGGGGAGUGUGCUUAAUCAUGUUUUGUUACACCAGACUGUUAUAGGUGAGGAAUGCAUAAAGCAAAUGGAAGCUAUAGGCGAGACUCCUGAUGUGAUCAUAGGCUGUACUGGCGGUGGGUCCAACUUCGCCGGACUAAGUUUUCCGUUCAUUAGAGAGAAGCUUAAUGGGAAAAUCAACCCCAUCAUAAAAGCAGUUGAACCUGCUGCAUGUCCUUCUCUAACAAAGGGCGUUUAUGCAUAUGAUUAUGGCGAUACAGCAGGGUUCACUCCGUUAAUGAAGAUGCAUACACUUGGACAUGACUUUAUUCCUGACCCAAUUCAUGCUGGAGGACUGCGUUACCAUGGUAUGGCACCACUGCUUUCGCACGUCUAUGAAAUGGGUUUCAUGGAUGCAAUUGCAAUUCCUCAAACUGAGUGCUUUCGAGGUGCUAUUCAGUUUGCAAGAUCUGAAGGGCUAAUACCAGCACCAGAGCCAAGUCAUGCAAUAGCUGCCACCAUCAGGGAGGCCCUGCAUUGCAGAGAGACCGGAGAAUCGAAAGUUAUUCUGAUGGCAAUGUGUGGACAUGGUCAUUUUGACCUUACAUCUUAUGAGAAGUAUCUGCAAGGAAACAUGAUCGAUUUGUCCUUCGAAGAUGAGAAAAUAAAAGAAUCACUGGCUAAAGUUCCUCAGAUUACGACAUGACAAAGAAAAUAGUUGCUUAUGCUUCAAGUUCAAAUAUAUGUGACAGCUAGGUAGAGAUUUGUAAUUACUAUAUGUGAUUACUAGGUGUAAACAAUUGUUUUAUCUUAUGCCUGUACUUUUUAAUUUCACCAUGAAUUGAAUCCUCUCUUAAUUGUUCUUCCA